Zingiber officinale is the source of this 756-nucleotide messenger RNA. RefSeq names its product peptidyl-prolyl cis-trans isomerase FKBP15-1-like. Gene Ontology annotation, molecular function: peptidyl-prolyl cis-trans isomerase activity. Lineage: Eukaryota; Viridiplantae; Streptophyta; Magnoliopsida; Zingiberales; Zingiberaceae. The transcript is spliced from 6 exons. Gene Ontology annotation, biological process: protein peptidyl-prolyl isomerization. The coding region runs from base 121 to 558 and encodes 145 amino acids. The record is from RefSeq and is a predicted model, not a curated record.
AACAAAGAAACCCUUGUCGUGGCCGGCUGAUAUAUCGUAUCAGGAUCCCACGUAUAAUUCCAGAUCUGGGAAGACAACGCGACGCAAGGCGCAAAUUCAACGAGCGACGGGGGGACGGCGAUGGCGAGGCUUCACCUCUAUUUUGUGUUAUCCGUUGCUUUGAUAGUACUUGCUUCUGCUACGAAGACGGGCGACGUGACGGAACUCCAGAUCGGGGUCAAGUACAAACCAAAGUCUUGCACUAUUCAAGCUCACAAAGGAGACAAAAUUAAAGUCCACUAUCGAGGUUCACUUACAAGUGGUGAAGUGUUUGACUCCAGUUUUGAAAGAGGAGACCCAAUUGAAUUUGAACUUGGCAGUGGUCAGGUGAUCAAGGGAUGGGACCAAGGGCUUUUGGGCAUGUGUGUCGGUGAAAAGCGAAAACUAAAAAUUCCCUCAAAACUUGGUUAUGGUGCCCAAGGAUCACCUCCAAAGAUCCCAGGUGGAGCCACCCUAAUCUUCGAUACGGAGCUAGUCGCGGUCAAUGGGAAGCCAUCUGAUGCUGAGAGCGAGUUGUAGGUGACUCGCAAGUAAGUUUUUUGCAAGCUCUUUAUAAUGACAUCUAGCUAAUCGGCUGUGGUUCCUUGAAUCUUUUUAUAAUGCUAUUUAUGUAAUAACUGUUUGCAGACAAAAUUGUUUAUUGAUAACAGAUUAAAUUGAGUACAAUCGGUUUCAUGUAGUCUAUCUUCAAUUUUUCAACUUAACUGGGUUUCACAA